AGCCAGGCUUCUUCUGCAGGCAGGCUAUUAUAGCGAACACCUUGAAAGUUGACAAGGAUCGCACGCCUCUGUUCAGGUUGAAGGUGGUAAGUUUUACUGGUGGCAGAGGACUCGGAGCCGGAGAAAGAGCACCCCCAUCAGUGAUCACUUCCGUGCUGAUUGCACAAUCCUUCUUGUUCCAACUCAUCAAGUUGGUGUCUUCAGGUGGUCACUUUCUUUUGACAACAUGAUUGGUGGUUUUGAGCAGCCAUGGGUUCCUUUCUGAAAGCUGUUUGGUAGUUUUCCAGAUUCUCAGAGCCCAAGUAGAGCCAUUUGGCGGUAGAAGGUUUGGCGAUACUUCAUUGAAGUCCCAUUUAGGUGCACUUUCUCUGUGAGCGUGCAAUGCAGCUUUAGUCCUUGCACUUGCUACUUUGGCUAGCUCUUCAUAUUUGCAGAAGGUCUUAGAGGUGCGAAUCAAGCCCAUUCUUGUAAAGCAGAAAGCACCACUUCAUAUCCUUGAAUGCACAAUUAGUCUGGCAAGAUGUUGCAAGCAGGAAAGACCUCCCCCGCGGCCCUCGCAGAGCUCAAGCAGCGGGUGCUCUGGUCCCUGAGCAAGCUUAGCGACAGGGACACUCAGCAAUACGCAGUGGAAGAUUUAAUUGCGAUUGUGGAUCGGCUUACGGUCGAUGCCAUCCCAACGUUUCUUGCCUGUCUUUAUGACACGGACCUCCAGCAGAAGAGCUUUGCAAGGAAGGAGAGCGUGCGCCUUCUCGGGAUCAUGGCGGCAGUGCACGGAAGGACAAUUGCACCGCAUCUUUCUAAGAUGAUUGCCAAUGUGGUCCAACAUUUCAAGGACCAGGACUCCAAAGUGCGCGAUGCAUGUGCCGAGACGAUGGGAGUGAUUGCCGCAGAGGCGUUCCCAGCAAACGGUGCCGCAGCGGACGGGUCCAGUCCACUUAACCCCCUGGGGGCGUUCUUCCGCCCGCUCUUUGAGGCGAUGAGCGAGCAGAACAGGAACAUCCAGCUGACCGCUGCCGCGAGCCUCGGUCGCGUGAUCCAGUGCACCAACAUCCCGCUUGCAUCCAGCCUGCCGAAGCUGUGCCCCCGUGUUGUCAAGUCGCUGAGCGCCCCCAAUUUUCUGGCCAAGGCGCCCCUCCUGGACUCUGUCCGUACCCUGAUUGAGGUCACUGGCCCAGACAUCGUUCCCUUCUUGCCCGUACUGCUACCCCCAACCCUGGCGGCCUUUCUCAGCCCGGAUUGGAUGACCCGCAAAGCUGGGGCGCACGUUGUACAGCAGGUGGCAACUAGCGUGGGCUCAGCCGCAAGCGCGCACAAGGAGACUCUUGUGGCCAAGCUGGAAAAGCACCGCUUUGACAAGGUAAAAGCGGUUAGGGACGCCGUUAGCGACGCUCUGAAUAUGUGGAAGGACGUGGAGGACGCGCCGCGGCCCACGUCGUACUCGCAGUACCGACUGAAACACGGCCGACCAUCGCUCGCGGCCGAGGUCUCAGACCAAGUCGGCGAGUCCCCAUCAUCAGCCGACUCCCCCACCAUGAGCGAGAAGGACGAUCAGCCAAUUGCCGCAGAUAUCUCUACGCCCGAGUCGGUCCCGGAAGCUCCGGAAGCCAAACCCGUCCUCACGCCCAGGACUCCAGCCCGCCCGAGCCCCUCCCCGGCGCGGCCGAAGCGGCCGCCAACAGGGACACGUGUCAAGCGGACGUCGCUCCGGGAGAUGCGGCAAGCGAGCCCCGGAGGGUGGGGGGGUAGCGGGGACAAGUGGGCGGUCGAAGUGGCAGUGCCGAAAAGUGCGCGGUACAAAGAGGAGGCGGAAAUUAUUUCGGGGGGGUCAAAUGGGGAACACUUAGAAGGGGAUCAGGGGGGAGGGAAUGAGCAUAGGAGAAAACUGGACAUGAGUUCAAGCGAUGUGGGAACGAGUGGAUGGGGCGAGGAGGGCCGGCUGACGCGCGAGGAAGAAAAUAAACCCGAAAAGGAAGGAAGCGGAAGCGAAAUCGGGGAAGUAAAGUGGGAGAAGGGCUCCGAAAGGGCGCAGGAGCAGGAAAGGGAACUAGAAGGGCGAGGUUUGCACGGGGCGAGCCGCCUGCUAGAGAUCGGUGAGGGGGGCGAGUCUCCGGUCGAUCCGAGUCACAACAGGAGUGCGCGCUGGAUGGACAGCUCCGUCGUGCGGAGCUUUGAGACCGUGACGGGGCAGAAUGGAGAGGUGGAUGGCGGCGUUCCAGGCCUGCUCUCGGACAAUUUCGGUGCGUUGCAAAGGGACGACUCUCACCGACCAAACGGGGCCUCUGUCGUACUCCCAAGCCCACGGGUUGCGGCCCUGGCAGGCCCGCUCGGUUACGAAGAGGCGAAGCCGUCCCCGCGAGAGCGCCGGAAAUGGGGCCAGCCAGAAGUGGGACACUUGCAGAGCGGGGAACACAGCGUGCCUUUCGGGGCCGAUGAUCCGCAAACGGACCUCGCGUCCACUCAGCGGACGGAGUUCUCUCCCUCGGAAACGAGUCACGAAGAAAACGCAAACGCCUCGUAUACGGGUCAGUUGGAAAUCGCGAACGAGCCCGCGGGGUCCUCGUCUGGAGAGGGGCCCUCCAACGGGGUUGCGCAGCGGGCGGAGUUUGAACGGGGGCCUGCGGCCGCUGCUGAGGAGUUGGAAGAGCGAUUAACGAAAUGGGGGGGGGUGGCGCAGGGGCUGGCGAGGAGCGGCGGAGGGGGGGGGGAGUGGAUCGAGGUGAAGCAGCAGCUGGCAAGGCUGGAGCAGCAGCAGGCGCAGCUGAUGACCAUGCUCCAGGACAUGGUGACCCGGAGUCAGACCGCUCUCAACGGGGUCGAGUCUCGAGUGUCUUGGAUGGAGCGUCGGCUCGACGAGGCCCUGUCCCAGCAAACGUUGUAUUCCGGAGGUGGAGGCUUGGCGACGACCCCGUCGCCCCGGGCGCUCGACGGGGCCUUUGCCAGCUCGCCCAUUUCCCGGCUUUCUCGUCCUCAAAACGGAGGCGUGCGGCGAUGGAGCGGCACCCAGUACUCGAACCCUGUCGCUGACCCCCCUGCCACGGAGCACCCGUUUUCCUUCCGGCCAAGCCCCCUCCGAGAACAGCUAACGAGAAAAAGCCAGGACGAGCCUUCGCCCAGUCCUUCAACUCUCCCGCUUGCACAGAGACCCCUCUCCGCCCGCUCCGGGCCCGACUUUGCUGACAUCAGCGCAAGCCCGUCCGCCCACUACGCUAACGUCAGCAACGGGCUCCCCAGAGAGUACGCCGCCGUAAGCGCGGGGCCGCCUUUGCAGUACGCUGACGUUAGCGGAGGACGUUACAAUCACGGCGACGGCGCGAGUCGAAGAUUUGCGGGGGAAACGACGGACGCCGGGGGAUCCCCCGCCGAGCGGGGGAGUCCGUUGGUGUCGCGGAGGGUCAGCGGGGUCGGGGCGGAGGCCGCAGCCCACGGGGCCAAGGCGUGGAGCGCCGCGCAAGAGUGGCUGCGGCACGGCAAGGUGGAAGAAGCGUACAUGGAGGUGCUGAGCCUGGGGGACGAGCUACAGCUCAUCCGCCUGCUGGGGCGGACUGGACCGGUCCUCUUUCAACUUACCCCCCCCACCGCGGCCGAGGUCAUCUCCAUCUUGGCGGUUCUGCUGAAGCAGGAGAGCUUUCUUGACGUCAUCUUGCCGUGGAUGCACCAGCUGGCGGACCCCGCAAACGACGCCCUGCUGCCACGUGGCCUCCAAAGAGAGGUCGUGUGGGCGCUCCAAGUCGUGGCUGCGCAGCCCACACUGAGCGGCAGCGAGGCGGCCAAGCUCGUGACGACGCUGUGUGCGUUGUGGGCGCCCGCGUUUGUUGAGUGACAACACCGAAGGAGUCGCCCACAAGGUAGAUCGCAGAAGAACUGCCGUCGUUAAUGGUGCCUCGAAGCUUCGGACGACCAUGAAAGCGCAUGCUUGGAAGAUGAGUUGGAGAGUCCUGGUUCUGUGUUGUCCGUCGAAUAUUAACAAGAGUUGCCCCUGCGCCCUACUUUCCACUAACAUCCGCCUCGAUCCUGAGAUCAGUGUUGAGAGAUUGAGACCGCCCGUCUUAAGUCAAGAUUAACCACCGCCCCUUCAAGUAGUUCGCAACGUCCACCAGAUGAACGCGUUAUGCUAGUAGCGCAGACUCGAUCGGCUCUGCAACAAGUUUCAUGAUCUUGAGAGAAGGUGUAACGACCUGCAACAAGAAAGACGUCAAAAGGUUGCAGGCGGAAGGCUGUGCACAGCAGCUAACGAUUGUAUAGAGCAGGACCUGAACAAGUAUCAGAACUAACCUACCCCUGACCGCGUUAAGAAGACUUUGACUAGGAUUACUACAACACUAACCGGUAAGAAGUAUCAGCAUCCGAAAAUAGGGACGCAGACGCUCACGAGUUGAUUUUAUCCCACCCGAGUUGAGUAGGUAUUGCCCGGCACCAAACAGAUCACGUUAUCUAUACUAUAGCUGACAGGAA
Molecule: messenger RNA, 4452 nt
Organism: Klebsormidium nitens
Lineage: Eukaryota; Viridiplantae; Streptophyta; Klebsormidiophyceae; Klebsormidiales; Klebsormidiaceae
Source: the annotation of a GenBank genome assembly